Haemonchus placei is the source of this 537-nucleotide messenger RNA. The record is from the annotation of a GenBank genome assembly. NCBI's taxonomy places the organism in Eukaryota, Metazoa, Nematoda, Chromadorea, Rhabditida, Trichostrongylidae.
AUGUUGCUGAUACUAGUCUUUCUACUACACAUCCAUCUUUUAUAUUCUUUGCCAAAUAUGUAUUUGUACGAUUCACCAAGACGAUGUGCAAAUGAUACGGAAAUUAUUGAUCACUUAUUAUUUGACACGGCUCUGCAUUAUAACAAACACAAACUACCUUCGAAUCCUGUCGAUGUGCGUAUUGAAAUGUGGGUGCAAGAAGUGACCUCAGUGUCCGAGUUGACACAAGACUUUGAAAUAGAUUUAUAUAUGAACGAGUAUUGGACUGAUCCGGGACUGGCAUACGCUAUACUGAAUCCAUGUCAGGGGAAUCUCUCAUUCGAUUGGACUGUCUUACAAAAUAUUUGGACGCCAAACACGUGCUUCGUGAAUUCAAAGAAAGCGCAGAUUCACAGUUCGCCUUUCAGGAAUGUUUUUCUCAUGGUUUUUCCCAAUGGUAAGCUUUUAUUCAUUCCGGAACAGGACCGAUAUAACUUUUUCGCUGUAGAAUUACAAUUAGAAGAUUUCAAGUCAAAAGUGCUGUUGUCUACUUCUUGA